Molecule: messenger RNA, 953 nt
Organism: Candidula unifasciata
Lineage: Eukaryota; Metazoa; Mollusca; Gastropoda; Stylommatophora; Geomitridae
Source: the annotation of a GenBank genome assembly
AAAUUAGAGAUGAUUAUGAAGAGAGUCAAGACAGAUCCCACCACAGAGACUCCACCGAAGGCAGAGAGUCCAACUAAGUCUCUCAGCAGCUCAGUCAACUUAAGUCAGCUCGACUCAUCCCAGAAUUCUCCUGUAGAGCAUGAGAAGCCAGUAACCGCUGCUGAAAGUUCAGAUGAAGACAGUCAAGCUUUGGCUGUGGCUGAGGGGUCAGCUGUAGAGAUGUACGGUGCGGAUAUGACCACGUCCUUCAUGCAAGACUUGGAGACUUCAACUGCUUUGUCCACAUCAGUUACAGGUGUGCUGGGCAUCUCAUCCACCCAUAGUGAGGGUCUGGACAGCAAUGCAGAAGUGGGGCAGUUGGUUGCUGUUGCAUCAGCAACACCCUCAGCAAGGGAAGAAACAGUACACUCUCCAGAACCUGAAGCAAGGUCAAAGUUCAGGUCGCCACUUUUGCAACAGUUAGUAGAGAACAAGGGAGGCACCACACCUUCAGGAGGUCCAAAGUUUAAAUCUCCACUGCUACAGAAUCUUCUGGGUAAAACCAAAGUUGGUGCCCGGAUGGGCCUGUCAUCAAGCACUAGUGACCUCAUCAGUAAAGACUCAGCCUCUGCUGUUGAUGAAAGUGGCUCAUCAAAAGAGAGCCAUAAUCUUGGGAAAGAUGAGGAUAAAGAUGAGGACACAGCUGCUGAUGAAGCUUCGGAAGUUAGACAGGAACCAGAGUCUUUCGAACAUUUUUCAAUGACCAACGGUAUUGGAAAAGAUUCAGGUGAUGGACAUUUUUCAGCCAUCAGUUCUAAAUCAUUUGAUUCCUCACCUUCUGAAGCCACCAAGUUGCCCAUGGGGGAUUCUGCUUUGGGCUCCAGCAUCGAACCCCAUGGGGAAGGCAUGAUGUCACAGUCAAUCAUUUUCAAUGGUCAUGGGGAUCAUAAACGCCAAGGCAUGGAAGAUUCCAG